CGCAGUUACGACGUCUAUCCGUUUCCUGGCUGCAUGCUGCCCACAACAGAAGUUAUUAUUAUGGCUCCCGGAGAAUUAAGGAUCCCUGGUGAAGCGGAGGAUGGAAUUCUUAUUGGCGAUAAGCGUUAUUCUGGUGUGACUUUAACACUGGAUAAUUGUCUUCUCUCCCCGGAUCGACUGGAACGAAGUCCCUCGGCUGAGCAGGGACUUCCGCUAGAUACGGAGGAGCAGCUCAGAACUCAGGGCUGCGAGUUGAUACAGGCCGCUGGGAUACUGUUGAGAAUGCCGCAGGUUGCCAUGGCGACGGGGCAGAUUCUGUUCCAGAGGUUCUUUUAUUGUAAAUCUUUCAUCAGACAUUGUGUAGAGACUGUGGCCAUGGCCUGCGUCCAUCUGGCAUCGAAGAUCGAGGAGGAGCCGCGGAGGGUUCGGGACGUCCUCAACGUCUUCCACCGUCUGAAACACAGCAGGGGGAACAGGACGGCCCCACCUCUCCCACUGGAUGCGAACUACAUUAGCAUGAAAAGUCAGGUGAUCAAAGCGGAGAGAAGGGUCCUGAAGGAGCUGGGCUUCUGUGUGCACGUCAAACACCCGCACAAGAUCAUUGUGAUGUACCUGCAAGUGCUGGAGUGUGAGAAGAACCCUAAGCUGGUGCAGAUGGCAUGGAAUUACAUGAACGACAGCCUUCGAACGGAUGUGUUCCUGAGAUUCAGCGCGGAGACUGUGGCCUGUGCCUGUAUCUACCUGUCUGCCCGAUCCCUACAGAUCCCGCUGCCCGACCAGCCCCCCUGGUUCUGGCUGUUUGGGGCCUCGGAGGAGGACCUGAGGGAGAUCUGCCGACGCAUCCUGAGGCUCUACACCCUGGCCCAGACGCCCCUGCCCAAACUGCAGCAGCUGGUGGCAGAGUGUCGGUACGCCCUGGACUCUACCCGGGUGAAGCCUGGACAGGGAGGGGCGCUUCUGUCCAUCAACGGCACCCCCACCCUGGACGCCCCCACCAGCUUCUCCCCGACGUCUAAGCCUGUGUCUCCUGCAGGUGUCCAGGUCAACCGGGAGUCCCCUCUGUCUCAGGUGGCCCUGAAAAAAGCCUGUCGGAAGCUCAGCAACGGGGACGGGAAAACCAGGCUGAGCCGCAGCGAUGAGAGAAGAGAAGAGAAGUCUGAGUCUCCCGCCCACAGUCCCAGACGCAGGUGUGAAAGGGUUAAGAUGGAACGCAGUCGCAGUGUCUCCUCUCCUGUUCGCUCCCUCUCUCCUACCCACCGCAGGAAACCGCCGCCCGCAGGCCGAGAAAGAGACCGGGAAAAAGAGAGGGAGCGAGAACGGGAACGGCGGAGGGAGAGAGAGCGAGAGCGAGAAAGAGGGAGGAAAGAGAAAUACGCAGCACAUAGGAGAUGAUGAUCAUGAUGAAGACCACAGUGAUGAGUCGAUGAUUAUGAGGGCAACAAGGACAACGCAAGAAAUGACCCAAUACUACAGCUGGAAAAUAUUAUGGACCAAACUCCUUCAAGUGAGCCAUAUCUUGUAGUCUGUUUUAUAUUGUCAUGUCUCAACUGUUGUGACAGGAGAGACUAUCAUUGGUUACUGGCACAACUGUGAGCUUUAUACAUUUUCAUUUUUUAUAAAAUGCAUACAAUAUUGGUCUCCUGGCUGACUGGUCAUAAAAAUCAUGGGCAUGGUGCCUACUCAAGAAGAGUUUGUUUGGGAGAUAUGGCCACAGUAGAGCUUUGGACCUUUUUUCUUUUUUUCUUUUUUUUUCUUUUUGGGAAGAAAUGUAGGAGUGAGAAUUUUUAAAUAAAGAGGAUAAUUUUUCAAUGA
Conger conger (European conger) is the source of this 1812-nucleotide messenger RNA. RefSeq names its product cyclin-L2-like. Gene Ontology annotation, molecular function: cyclin-dependent protein serine/threonine kinase regulator activity. Lineage: Eukaryota; Metazoa; Chordata; Actinopteri; Anguilliformes; Congridae. Bases 34 to 1392 code for a protein of 452 amino acids. The transcript is spliced from 10 exons. Gene Ontology annotation, cellular component: nucleus. The record is from RefSeq and is a predicted model, not a curated record. Gene Ontology annotation, biological process: regulation of transcription by RNA polymerase II.